AUGACCCAAAGUGCAAGAAUACGCCCUAACUUCUUCCACUUCCCGGCGAACACUCUCCUACCAUUCCCUUCCAUCCCGUCCCGUGUCUCGCCAUUUCUCUUCCCAUCGCUAGCGCCAUCGCUCUUGUCGCGUCUCCCGUCGUCCUUCACUUGCAUUCUUCGUUCCCAUUCCCCCUCCCUUCUACCUUCUCUCCGCGGCGAGAUGGCGCUUGCCGGAUUUGCCUUCGAGGUCUUCGGCAAGGUGCAAGGCGUGUCGUUCCGGUAUUACACGAGCCAUAAAGCGACUUCCCUGGGGCUGGUGGGGUGGUGCCGAAACACAGACAUGGGGACAGUGGAGGGGGAGAUUCAGGGGCGCAAGGAGAACGUGCAGGAGAUGAAGGUAUGGCUAUGCACCACUGGCUCUCCUUAUUCCCGCAUCGAGCGAUGCGCUUUUAAGAAUGAGGUGGACGAUCUUAAAGAGUUGUCUUUCAAGUCAUUCCACGAUGAGAUAUUCCACGUGCCUCAGACGCAGCAGUACUGCCGAGGGGACCUGCUGACGUGGCACCCGCUUAUCACCACGCUGCCUGGCCUUUACUACCUAGCCCUUAUAUCCGCAGGCAUGCAAUACGCCCUCCCGCAUCCUCCCCUCUCCUUCUUCCUUCACACCCCCCAUCUUCCCCCCUUCCUUCACAACCCCACUUCCGCAUUCCCCAUCUCUCAGCUAUUACCUAGCCCUUCUGUCUCUCUAGUCUCCACCUCUUGUCCCUCAUCCCAAUGCUCGUCUUUCCCUCCCCUCCCCCCCCUCCCAGCUAGCAGCAGGCCUCAUAAUCCGCCAGACCAACUCUGUGUGGGCCCUGCUCGCUCUCUGCCUCCCUCACUAUGCCUAUCCACUUCCUGCUCGCUCUCUGCCUCCCUCACUAUGCCUAUCCACUUCCUGCUCGCUCUCUGCCUCCCUCACUAUGCCUAUCCACUUCCUGCUCGCUCUCUGCCUCCCUCACUAUGCCUAUCCACUUCCUGCUCGCUCUCUGCCUCCCUCACUAUGCCUAUCCACUUCCUGCUCGCUCUCUGCCUCCCUCACUAUGCCUAUCCACUUCCUGCUCGCUCUCUGCCUCCCUCACUAUGCCUAUCCACUUCCUGCUCGCUCUCUGCCUCCCUCACUAUGCCUAUCCACUUCCUGCUCGCUCUCUGCCUCCCUCACUAUGCCUAUCCACUUCCUGCUCGCUCUCUGCCUCCCUCACUAUGCCUAUCCACUUCCUGCUCGCUCUCUGCCUCCCUCACUAUGCCUAUCCACUUCCUGCUCGCUCUCUGCCUCCCUCACUAUGCCUAUCCACUUCCUGCUCGCUCUCUGCCUCCCUCACUAUGCCUAUCCACUUCCUGCUCGCUCUCUGCCUCCCUCACUAUGCCUAUCCACUUCCUGCUCGCUCUCUGCCUCCCUCACUAUGCCUAUCCACUUCCUGCUCGCUCUCUGCCUCCCUCACUAUGCCUAUCCACUUCCUGCUCGCUCUCUGCCUCCCUCACUAUGCCUAUCCACUUCCUGCUCGCUCUCUGCCUCCCUCACUAUGCCUAUCCACUUCCUGCUCGCUCUCUGCCUCCCUCACUAUGCCUAUCCACUUCCUGCUCGCUCUCUGCCUCCCUCACUAUGCCUAUCCACUUCCUGCUCGCUCUCUGCCUCCCUCACUAUGCCUAUCCACUUCCUGCUCGCUCUCUGCCUCCCUCACUAUGCCUAUCCACUUCCUGCUCGCUCUCUGCCUCCCUCACUAUGCCUAUCCACUUCCUGCUCGCUCUCUGCCUCCCUCACUAUGCCUAUCCACUUCCUGCUCGCUCUCUGCCUCCCUCACUAUGCCUAUCCACUUCCUGCUCGCUCUCUGCCUCCCUCACUAUGCCUAUCCACUUCCUGCUCGCUCUCUGCCUCCCUCACUAUGCCUAUCCACUUCCUGCUCGCUCUCUGCCUCCCUCACUAUGCCUAUCCACUUCCUGCUCGCUCUCUGCCUCCCUCACUAUGCCUAUCCACUUCCUGCUCGCUCUCUGCCUCCCUCACUAUGCCUAUCCACUUCCUGCUCGCUCUCUGCCUCCCUCACUAUGCCUAUCCACUUCCUGCUCGCUCUCUGCCUCCCUCACUAUGCCUAUCCACUUCCUGCUCGCUCUCUGCCUCCCUCACUAUGCCUAUCCACUUCCUGCUCGCUCUCUGCCUCCCUCACUAUGCCUAUCCACUUCCUGCUCGCUCUCUGCCUCCCUCACUAUGCCUAUCCACUUCCUGCUCGCUCUCUGCCUCCCUCACUAUGCCUAUCCACUUCCUGCUCGCUCUCUGCCUCCCUCACUAUGCCUAUCCACUUCCUGCUCGCUCUCUGCCUCCCUCACUAUGCCUAUCCACUUCCUGCUCGCUCUCUGCCUCCCUCACUAUGCCUAUCCAAUUCCUGCUCGCUCUCUGCCUCCCUCACUAUGCCUAUCCACUUCCUGCUCGCUCUCUGCCUCCCUCACUAUGCCUAUCCACUUCCUGCUCGCUCUCUGCCUCCCUCACUAUGCCUAUCCACUUCCUGCUCGCUCUCUGCCUCCCUCACUAUGCCUAUCCACUUCCUGCUCGCUCUCUGCCUCCCUCACUAUGCCUAUCCACUUCCUGCUCGCUCUCUGCCUCCCUCACUAUGCCUAUCCACUUCCUGCUCGCUCUCUGCCUCCCUCACUAUGCCUAUCCACUUCCUGCUCGCUCUCUGCCUCCCUCACUAUGCCUAUCCACUUCCUGCUCGCUCUCUGCCUCCCUCACUAUGCCUAUCCACUUCCUGCUCGCUCUCUGCCUCCCUCACUAUGCCUAUCCACUUCCUGCUCGCUCUCACAGGUUUCCCCCCCCCCUGCCGCCCCCUCCUCCCUCCCGCACCCCCCCCCCUGGCAGCUAGCAGCAGGCAGCAUCAUCAUCCGCCAGACCAACGCCGUGUGGGCUCUGCUCGCUCUCUGCCUCUCCGCCUCGCAAUUCCUGGGCAUGCCCACACUUCUGACCCCCCAGGAAACUGCACAGUUAGAAGGGUUCCAGGCUGGAGGAUUAGAUGCGCGGGCAGGAUCAGAAGCACAGAGAGUUGCAGCACGAAAGGACACAGCAGAAAAAGACAAGGCAGAAAAAGACAAGGCAGAAAAAGACAAGGCAGAAAAAGACAAGGCAGGAAAAGACAAGGCAGAAGAAGACAAGACCGACAAGGACAGCAGGGGCAGAUCUGCUGAGCAUGGGGAUUUACAAAACGGCGUUGCCACCGAUCGGAUAAAGGGAAGCUUCCAGGAUCCUUCCUGGGCGAUGGGGGCAGCUGCGAGAGGGGAGGACGCACCCAGGGCGCUCCUGCUGCUGCUGCACCGCGCGUGGGCCCUGCGGGGGAAGUUUCUCGGAAGCUUCUUCCCACUGCUGGCGGUGUUGGCGGCGUUUUUUGUCUUUGUGCGUGUCAACGGGGGAAUCGUUGUCGGAGCGCGCACAGAGCACCGUCUCUCCCCCCAUCUCACGCAGCCACUCUACUUCGCAGCCUUCUCCGCACUCUCCCUCUCGCCCCUCCUCCUCGCCCCUUCCUCCCUCCUCCCCCUCCUCUCCACCACCUCUUGCUCUCUCCGAUCGGCCCCCGGUAUCAUUGUCGCCCCAUCCAUGUCUACCUCCUCUCCUUCCCUUCGCUUCCUUUCUGACCGUCGUCCCCCUUCUCUCUUUUCCACCCUCGUUCUCUCUCUCCUCGUCUCCGCCCUGCUCUUCCCAACCAUCAAACACUUCAGGUAUCAUGUCCCUCUUUCCUUUCUCCGUCCUCGCUCUUCCUCCUUCCUCCCCCUCCCUCCUCUCCUCCUCCUCUCGCUCUUCCUCCUUCCUCCCCCUCCCUCCUCUCCUCCUCCUCUCGCUCUUCCUCCUUCCUCCCCCUCCCUCCUCUCCUCCUCCUCUCGCUCUUCCUCCUUCCUCCCCCUCCCUCCUCUCCUCCUCCUCUCGCUCUCUCCGAUCAUCCCCCACCCUCUGCCUCAGCCUCUUUCUCCUCGUCUCCGCGCUGCUCUUUCUCACCAUCGAAAACCGGACAACCAUCACGGCCCGUUCUACAUCUAUUGUUGGCUCGGAUCCACCCUUUCCAUUCCGCUCUCUCUUGCCCUUUCUCCCACUGCCCCUCCUCCCAGCCUCGCCCACCCCUACUUACUAGCGGACAACCGUCAUGACCCCUUCUACAUCUAUUGUUGUCUCAUCCACCCUUUCCAUUCAGCUCUCUCUUCUCCCACUGCCCCUCCUCCCAGCCUCUCCCACCCCUCCUUACUAGCAGACAACCGCCACUACCCCUUCUACAUCUGGCGCCGGCUCAUCAAUCCUUCCCAUGCUCCCUUCUCAUCCUCCCUCUUCCUCCCUAAACACCAUCCCUCUCUAUCCCAGCCUCUCCCACCCCUAUCUGCUAGCAGACAACCGCCACUACCCCUUCUACAUCUGGCGCCGACUCAUCAAUCCGCCCCACAGCCCGUCACAGCGCUUCCUGCUGCUGCCAGUCUAUGCCCUCUCCCUCCUCGCCCUCACCCAUGCUCUGCGUAUGUGGCAACUCACAGCUUACGCCGUGCCAUGACCCCUCUCGGCCUCUUCUUUUUCUCAGCUGCAACAGCAGCAGUUCUCGUCCCAUCCCCGCUCCUCGAAUUCCGCUACUUCAUCCCUCCCUUCCUGCUCCUGCUGUUACACCUCCCCCUGCCUCGCAACCGCCUGGAAAAGAGGGUUGCAUGUGCUCUGGUUGUCACUGCCUUUGCUGCUGUAGAUAUUGCCACGAUGGCACUCUUUUUGUUCCGCCCGUUCAAGUGGGAGGGGCACGAGGGCUUGCAACGGUUCUUAUGGUAA
This is a messenger RNA of Closterium sp. NIES-65, 4791 nucleotides long. Lineage: Eukaryota; Viridiplantae; Streptophyta; Zygnematophyceae; Desmidiales; Closteriaceae. The record is from the annotation of a GenBank genome assembly.